This is a messenger RNA of Carassius carassius (crucian carp), 1350 nucleotides long. It is a transcript of the gene spdya, whose product is annotated as speedy/RINGO cell cycle regulator family member A. Lineage: Eukaryota; Metazoa; Chordata; Actinopteri; Cypriniformes; Cyprinidae. The record is from RefSeq and is a predicted model, not a curated record. Gene Ontology annotation, molecular function: protein kinase binding. Bases 62 to 943 code for a protein of 293 amino acids. The transcript is spliced from 6 exons. Gene Ontology annotation, biological process: positive regulation of cyclin-dependent protein serine/threonine kinase activity.
UACGUAUGUCUGUAAUAUUUAAUUAUAAUAUGUACACAGUGGCUGAUUUAAUCAUUGAAAUAUGAUUAAACUGAGCCGACCGUGGGCAGAAAGCGCUCCGUCUGGCCCUGCUCACAGUCUGCAGAUCCGGCGGGGUCAGCGGAGACCGAGGCCGACCCCAGCGGCUCGGAACCAGACAGACUCCUCUCAGCAGCCGGGCAGAAACACCCCCGGGCCGACCCUGUUGAUCCAGAGGCAGGAGAUGGUCGCCUUCUUCAGACUGUUCGAUGAUGAUCUAAUACAGGACUUUCUGUGGAUGGAUUGCUGCUGUAAACUUACAGACAAGUAUUUAUUGGCCAUGACAUUCGUGUACUUCAGGAGGGCUCGCUUCAGAAUCACUGAACACAGCAGAAUGAACUUCUUCCUCGCCCUCUAUCUGGCAAACACUAUGGAAGAGGAUGAGGAGGAAACCAAAUAUGAGAUCUUCCCCUGGGCUCUGGGAAAGAGCUGGAGGAAACAUUUCCCACGAUUCCUAAAGCAAAGAGACCAGUUGUGGGCACGCAUAGCGUACAGAGCGGCUGUCAGCAGACGAUGCUGUGAGGAGGUUAUGGCUAUUGUGCCAUCUCACUUCAUCUGGCAGCGUGAGCGUGCAGAGCAUCACAGUGGAGCCCAGAGACUGUACCAAAACCGUGAGGAGAUCCUCAUACCCCGCGGGCCCUCUGCUUCCCCAGAACCUUGUUUUCUCUGUGCCAAGACCUCUGCUCGUCCUGUGCCUCGUCCAUCCUCUACUGGAACCUGCUCUUCAUUUGUGCCAUUGAAGGCAACUGCACACAAGGCCCAAGCUUCACACAGGCCCAAGAUGCCCAAAGCUCAGCAUACCUGUAACUGUAUGACUAAAUCAGGUACAUUUACAGGAACUGAUGCAUGUCAAGAUCAUUCAAUGGACUGGAUCAGUGAGGAGUAGCUUGAUUACAACAUUAAACAGAUCAUAUAUGCCCGUUGACAGAUAAGAUGCACUUCACUUGUCUGAGGGCCAGAAUAGAGUGUCUCUAAACUGACCUUAUGAGAAAUGUACAGGGUUGGUGUGAAUAGGGUAAUAGUCAUGUACAUUGUUAACAUAUAAGUUGUAAAGAAUAUGUCAGAAAAUACGAUGUGACAUUUAUUUUACUAUCAUAAUCCUCAUCACUAUUUAUUCCUUGUUGUUGUACAAAGUACUUUGCUAUUUCUUUGGUGUGCAUUUUGUUACUCUCUUACGUCUUAGACGUAAGUGUGAAGGAAAUCUUUAGAUGUUAAACAUGGCAGGAUUAAGUCUGUCUUAAAUAAGCAUAACAUUUGGCUGAUAUAAAUAUAAAUAAACACCUAUGAAAUGUA